Messenger RNA from Pyricularia pennisetigena, 2517 nucleotides. RefSeq lists its product as uncharacterized. The record is from RefSeq and is a predicted model, not a curated record. NCBI's taxonomy places the organism in Eukaryota, Fungi, Ascomycota, Sordariomycetes, Magnaporthales, Pyriculariaceae. The transcript has 4 exons. The coding region runs from base 1 to 2517 and encodes 838 amino acids. Gene Ontology annotation, molecular function: metal ion binding.
AUGGACUUCCCUAACCAACCUCCGUCGACCUCGGGCUUCAGAGCUCCACCUGCUGUUCAAAACGCUGCCAGCACUGCGUUCAGAAUAUCAUCCCCUACUAGACUCAGCCCUGCCAUAUCUCACUCUCCCUGUUCUUCAACAGCAUCGUUUACAGUCACCGACGGAGUGAAAGUCUCGAGAAAACGCUCACCUGAUUCCAUACUGCGAGCUCACGACUUCGAUCUCCUCGUUCAUUCUGUAGGUCCCAAAUCGCCAAGUGCAACGGCAGAUAUACUAGAUCUUUACUCCGAGACCGCGUCCAACAUCAUGAAUGAACCGCAAAAUCUUCAAGGUCGUGACAGCCGGGGUGAGAUAGAAGACCUCUUGACAGGCCGGUGUCCGAGUACGCCGAGCAGACUGGAAGUGUGCAUGGGUGGUGGUUCAGGUGGGUAUCACCAACCACGCUAUGUCGAUACUGAUCCCGGCCUUUGGUGGCCAGAUGUUCCAAAUGCGUGCAGCAGCCGGGCGAGUCCUGCUUCCUACUUCGCUUCUUUUCAAACUGGAGGCGGUGACGCCGGCGGUGGCUAUGGCACCAGCAAUUGCGGCGCCGACGGUGCUCUGAAUUCCCCAUCGGCUCCCUUCUCGACGGGCAUACCAGCCGCCGAACCACAGCUAAGGGGAAGCUCUGCCGCAGGUGAUAUUGUAACUUCAACCGAGACUGGAAAGAACGACCGGAGCUGUCAGAAACAGGCGCAAUCACGCAGAAACAACAAUAAUGCCACAGGGGAACCUUCCACGAGCGGUGAUUCGAGGCCUGGCUUGACUCUUCAGCAGCCGCUGGCACCGGUUGGCAAAAGUCGUACGGAUAACAACGGUUUGGCAACUACGUCCUCGGUCGUGCCUUCCUCAUUUGGUUUGCAGAGGCUCUCCAAUUUGAAUCAGAACCACUACUACUGGCCAUCCUCCCGCCCAAACUUCUCGUCUCCCACUUCCUCUCCCGUACAAUAUCGCCACAACGGCACCAAUAAUCUCCCUAACUCUUCAUUUUCUGUUGCUGCUCCGGGCUCAGGCUUGCCAGGCUCCACGGUCUUUCAGCCCGUGAUCGAGCCAGGUAGGCAGUCUUCCGUAUCAACCACUGAGAUAUCAGGCAACCCUCCUGUGACUCUUUCCAAGCGCUGGGAGUCGCUUUCACGAAAUUCAGUUUCAAUUUUGCAGCCUGCCCAGCACCAUAACCUGCAGAACCAACAAAACGCUUUCUUCAACCAUCGCAACUCAACCAGAGCAGCUCAUCGCAAACAUCACCACCCCGUCACUGAAGCGACAUCAAACAAUACGAUGUCAUCCGCGGGUGCUUCGAGCGCACACAUGGCGCAAACUUCUCUGUCACAGUCAUCGCCCAUUUCGACUGCUCGGACCAGUGGUGGGCUUUCUGAUGACGAAGCCCCGAACACUGCGAACGAGUAUGAUGAUGGCGAGAACUACUUUGCCUACUGCUUUGAUCGAGGCAACGGACGCUAUACACGCCUAAUCCCCGCCGAUGUGCUCCCUCCGCUGAUGGAUAUCCCUUCGGUGGAGCACAGCUGCGCCGGAAUGCGGGUGUUGCCAGUUCCGCGAAACCUUGCGCCAACCGGCCGAUCUAUCAACAUGCAGCCUGUUGAUUUUGCUACGUCGCGCAUCGACAACAUCGUCGCCACGCAGCCUCAACCCAUGCCUCCGACGACCCCAAAGCGCCUCAAGAUAUACUGCGACAAAUGGGUUCAUGAGGGUGUCUGUGCAUUCACCCAGCAGGGAUGCAAGUAUAAGCACGAGAUGCCGUUUGACCGUGAGACGCAGAAGUCCCUUGGACUGUUUCAUGGCCUUCCUUCAUGGUGGCGGAAACAUCACAGCGAGCUGCAACGCCAGAUCGAAGCCAGCGACGCUUCUCCUACUGACCAACAAGCUCUAGUUGUGGGCAGCCGCUCCCUCAACGCCUCUGGCGAGGAGCCCAUUUACCUUGGAGGUGGCGUAGAUGGGUAUGGUGGCCAUGUUCAGACUCCCCUAGCCGGCCGCCGACAGCACCAUUCCACUGACCUUUCUUGGAGGCGGCAAGAGGCUCAUUCAAUGGCCUCGACGGUUGAGAUGACUUCGCCCCCUACCCCUCCGUCAUCGGGUUCCCGAGCCAACAAGACAUUUACCAUGCCUGAGCAUACAGAUUCCUCCGCUUCCCAUGGCAGGCGACGAUUUUCGAAUUCUGGACGUGGUGGAGUUAUGUCUGGCUUCGGUGGACAUGUCACACCGUACGUGACGGCAGGUCAUGGGCUGCCUGUGGGACGUGGAGGCGACAGAUCAGCUGGCUGGGGUGCUGUUGGGACUCCUGUCCCGACUGGAUUCCAACUUCCCGCUGGCUCGGCUGCCCGCUCUGGACCACAGAAUCGCCCUGAGCGAAGAGGAAGCAACAAGUUCGCCUCCAUGAACAUGUUUGAUCAGCUCUCGCUCGAAAAUCCGCCAGAUUCCCCCGAUGAUGCGGAUGACAACGGCGAGGGCGCCCAGCUAGCUUAG